AUGGGAGUCGAGGUACUUGUAGCUUCCCAAGUUGUAAGAUUACGAUCACCUACUGACCUCAACGCGAUAGACAAGCAUCCCGCAUCAGAAUUUGACGCUUUGGCCGUUGAUAACAAACGGUCCAUUCGAUUAGCAGCAAAAAACAAGUUUAUCCACUUGUUCGCCAACAAAAUCCAGAACCACCAGAACCACCAGAACCAGUCAAUGUACGGAGUAGGACUAGGUAGAGACUGGGUAGAUACCGGGUGA
Messenger RNA from Sclerotinia sclerotiorum 1980 UF-70, 249 nucleotides. RefSeq lists its product with no specific name. The record is from RefSeq and is a predicted model, not a curated record. Bases 1 to 249 code for a protein of 82 amino acids. NCBI's taxonomy places the organism in Eukaryota, Fungi, Ascomycota, Leotiomycetes, Helotiales, Sclerotiniaceae. The transcript is spliced from 3 exons.